GCCCGCCCAAUCAAAAGCGGCGGCUCCCGCGGCGCCAAAGCUGGAAAGGGCCGGGCCGGGCAGUGCUGAGGGGGUUUCCUCGGCGCCCCUCCCCUCGGGCUCCCCCGCCACGUGACCGCGGACGUGGCCGCCCGGGCGGGGGCGAUGCCCAGUAGGAAGCGGAAGCGAUUUUGGAAUGCAGAAUGUGUGUCCUUCCCAGACAAGACACCCCUACAGCUGAAAAAAUCAAACGUCAGGACAUCAGUGGCUUCUACUUCGAUUUCCAGCGCAUGGCUUAGGUGUGGGGAUGGCUUUCAGAGCACUUCUGUGCUGGAGUCAGUAAGACCUACUGAUAAUAAAUCCAAGACCAAGAAGCAACUUGGACCACUGUUAGCAACUGCUGAAAAUGCAGCAGGAUCUGCUGCUGAAAGCUCUAAGGAGGCCGAAGACAUAAUAUGGACCUCUAGUGGCAGUGAUUUUUCAGAUAAUGAAAAUAAAACAUUGAUUCCAAGGUUACGCAGCAAAAAAAGUCUCACUGAGAAAAUAGAGAAGUCACAAAGCAGACGUGAUUUAUUGUUAGAGGACAGAAGUGAUGAAGAUGUACCAGAGUUCAUUGACUGGGAGAAAGAUAGUGAUUCUACAGAUAAAUUUGAUGGAUCAGAAAAAGAUGACAGUUCAGUGGAGAUAUCGGACUCAGACUCCUGCACAAAUCUUAAUUCUCCCUCUGUCAAAGAGGAGAAUGAUGAGCUCUAUAAGAUGACUCCAACAGAAAUAUCUGAAUAUUCAUCUGAUAAUGACAGCCUGGAAGUGGAAAUGGAGACCACUAAUCCAGGAUUCUCUAAGAAAUUGCAGUCGAGUUUGGCAUUGAUUAUGGGGGAAGUUCCGACAAGACCUGCCAGUGACUGGCUGAAGUCUGCACAGGCCCUUCUACAAACUCCUAAGAAACAGUCGGGCAAGGCUUCUAGAACCCCAGAAGAUUCUGCUAAAAAGAAGAAAUUACUGAGGGGAGGGCUGGCUGAGAGGUUAUGUCGGCUGCAGAACAGAGAAAGAUCUGCCAUUAGUUUUUGGAGACAUCAGUAUAUUUCAGAUGCUAAAAUCCCAUCAGAUAAAUCUGGUGUUUUGAUUGUGAAGAUCUUGGAGAUGUUUGAGGAGUGUAUGAUCCAAGUUGCCAUCUGCCAGCAGCUGGAACAGCCUCCUGCUAUGACUUCAUCCGACGAUCUCGUUAUCAAUACAGUCGAACCAAUACUCAAAGUCCUCUUUGCAAGAGAGACAGCAGCUCACCUGAAGAGUAGGCCCCAGGAUGUCAUCCACAUCUAUCCUCCGUGGCAAAAACUACUUCUCAAGAAUUCAGAUGUUCCUAUUAUCAUGAAUACAUAUUUCAGUCAAAAGGUGCUACUCAAUGAACACUUGGAAACAAGCAAGAAGACACAGGCUCCUACAAAGAUGCUUAUUAGAAAGAAUAUUGUAUCUUUGGCACAAACGUUCAAACUAGAUGACCUUGAUAAUGAGCAAUCCCAGGAAUCUCCAGAUAACCAGGUUGCUUGUGCUCCACAAAUCCAUAAAAACUGUGAUUCCAAAGAGCAUCCUGUAGCACUGAGUGCUGUUAAUGAUUCGCUGCUUGAAAUGGUGGAAAGCCAAGGAGCAGUGGGAUGGAGAGAAGUCCAGGUACGAGUCGUUAUCCAAAGAGUGUACUGUUUGCCUGCAAGAGAAGGUUUCAGAAGCCAGAUUCAAGGAAACAAACCUGUCUGUGCAACACCUAUCAUAAAUCCAGAUCCACUAAAUGUUAGGUUAUGCCUCCUUGUCCAGGAUGCCUAUGGCAUGUUCAGUGAAGUACAGCUGCAAUCCCUCAGUUCUGCAGAGGACGUUGAACAGUACUGCAGGAGGUGGGAAGGAAAAUUCUGCUGUUUAGCUGGAAUGAAAAUUUUGCAAAGAACCACAAGAGGAAGGGCAUUAGGACUUUUUAGUCUGAUUGACAGCUUGUGGCCUCCAGUAGUGCCUGUAAAAGUUCCUGGACAAAGUCAAGACCCUGAAAUGAUAACAACUAAUCUUCCUCCUCCCAGCUUCUGUUACAUUCUUACUGUUCAGUCUGGUGAAAUACAUGUGGAAGUGGAUGAGGAAGAGCAGAUUUCUAAUUUGUACCAGCCACCAGCUGUUCGUGGUCUGAAGGAAAUUCUUCAGAUCGAUGGUUGUAAUGAGCGUUGUAGCUUUUGGGCACGAGUGCUAUACCUGAGGCUGCAGACAAAACACAGUGUUCCUACAAAUCAAAGAGAGAUUUUGUUGUUUGUGACUGACUUCACAUUGCAAGAUGUAGCUCACACAAUUCCAAAAGUUGUUGCUGUGUCAGUUGCUGCAUCGUGCGUUCUCAGUACGGAAAUCAUAGAAGCUCUCAGUGUUGCCUCGCGACUCAUCUUCUUCAAGGAUGCCCUGUGGGGAAAUGGUAGGAUUAUUUGUGUUGAACGUACUGUUCUCUUAUUACAAAAGCCUCUUUUGUGCUCGGCUGCCGGUGCUGACCUCAGUGAGCUGCCUGGCCCUGUCAAACUCGAUGAGCUGGAUUCUACCACACAGGCCAAUUCCAUUUGUGCUGUGAGAGGUACCAUUGUUGGAGUUAAUGAGAGCACUGCCUUCUCCUGGCCUACGUGUGACAGAUGUGGCAAUGGAAAGUUGGAACUGUAUCCCCGGGACAGAGGAUCGCUAUAUUGCAACCAGUGCUCUGAAGUUGUCGUUUCACCAGUUGUGAAAAUGCAGUUGGAAGUCUUCUUGAGUUGUCCAUCCCGAUCUCAAAGUACAGUAAAAGUAAAGCUGCUGCAAAGAACAAUCUCUUUUCUCCUGAAGUCUGCUGCCAGUGAGGACGGGAGUUAUGAGGUGAGGAGCGUGCUGGGAAAGGAGGUGGGGUUGUUGUGCUGCUACGUCCACUCCGCGAGCAGCCAGCCAAACUGCAUUGGACUGGAGGAAAUUGCUCUUCUGGAAGCUGAAAGAAACUGAACUGGACUGAACUGUAGUCAGCUACUACAGUAUCUGUGGACUUUGUGAUGUGGUUAUCGGUUAACUAUUGCCACAGAUAAUGUGUAAUGGGAGUGCGAUAAGUAUUAAGAUAGUUUAUUAAAACCGUGAUUUAUAACGCACAGUGUGCUAACACUGAGAAAUGUAUUAAAAAAAAAAAAUCUGUUCGACUUUCUGAACUCUUCCUUUUCUGUUUGGUUCAGAAUUUGAGAGCAUGGUUCUUCGGUGCGUUUUUUGUUUUGGAGUGUGAAAGAUCUUGUUCUGGAAUUUCAAACGGUUGUGAUUUUUAUUUUUGUUUUAUAAUGCUGUAUUUAUUAUGUGGAUGGAAAAUAUUUUACUGAUAUUUUUGAAAUAAAUACCUUGCUGUA
Molecule: messenger RNA, 3347 nt
Organism: Cygnus atratus (black swan)
Lineage: Eukaryota; Metazoa; Chordata; Aves; Anseriformes; Anatidae
Gene: SPIDR
Product: scaffold protein involved in DNA repair
Exons: 20
Coding region: 145-2961 (938 amino acids)
Biological process (GO): regulation of establishment of protein localization to chromosome; double-strand break repair via homologous recombination
Cellular component (GO): nucleoplasm; nuclear chromosome
Source: RefSeq, a predicted model, not a curated record